AUGGACCCAUCUUCGGGGGCUUCUCGGCCGCCUGCUGCUGAUGCUGAGCACGAGCAUGAACUCAGGCAGCAUGACGCCGAGCCUGACCUUGGCCCUGAGCGUGACCAGCAGGAGGAGCAGCAGCAGCAGCAGCAUGAACCCGAGCACCAGGCCCAUCAACAGCAACAGCAUCAACCUCAUCCUGACAGGCUAGUUGCCGUCUCGCCAGCCGCCGUCGACAGCGCUGUCGUCGCCAGGGACGAUGCCGAGGACAAGCUUCUCACAGCCCCUGACGCAAGCUCGGACACAGCUCCUGUCGCAACCCAUUUGGCUCGGUUCGAGUUUAGCGAUCGCGGCACCAAGAUCUUGAUGGUCGAGUGGUAUCCUGGCGCCGCCGCAGCCCCCACCCCGUCCGGUCAAGAUACGACGAAUGCUAGCGUCGACGUCGUCUCCAGUGAUAAGGCCGGGCCUCAAACUCAUGAUAUUCAUGCCGACGAUGCAUUAGCCGCGCCAGCCCAGCACGUCCCCGUUCCCUCCAGCCCUGUCGUCGACGCUGCCGUCUGGGAGGUCUCAUGGGCCGGCAAGUCUACCUUCCUGCCGGCCAGAGAUACCGACGAGGACGAUGCCAGGCGUCGGGUGUACUUUAUGCUGCCUUCUGACGUACCGGUGCCCGCUACGGUGACGAUUGCGCGUCCCGGACGGCCCAGCCUCGUCCUCAAGCCCCUGCCGGCCAUCUUCCCCGAGCACUUCCAGGCGGAAUCUGGCCCACGGGGCGUCUUGCACACGAUAUGGGCCAAGAAGCGCCUGAGGGAGCUGGAGCUCGAGAUGGAGGCCGAGAUGAGGACAAACGCUGAGAGUGUGGGCCUCGAGAUGGCUCUGGCAGAGAAGCAGUGGAUCGUGGAAAACUUCUUACGUGCUCCUCAGUCUCCCACUCCUACCACCAUGACCCCCCGCUCUCCCGUCACUGGACGCCUUGGUGACAAGCUUAAGGGCUUGCGCCUGGCUACUUCGCCGGCAGAUUUGGUGCCGAGCCCAGCAGCAAACACCUUUACCAGCCCCGAGAGCCAGUCCCACAUGCUGUCCCCUCUAGGAGGUGACAUUGCCGUGUCAUCCUUCGCGGCCAUUUCACGCAGCCGCCCAACCGGCCCGAUGUCCCUUGAUGCUGCCCUUCAAGGCAAUGCAGCUCCUCCGCAGCAGCAGCCCGAUGGCCACGAUGCCGAGGAGGAACUGUUUGCCCUGCCCAUGAGCCCUCGGAGCCCAGACAUGAUCAAGAGCCCCUUUAGUGCCUUGGGGGGUGGCCUGGGCCUCUGA
Molecule: messenger RNA, 1290 nt
Organism: Trichoderma harzianum CBS 226.95
Lineage: Eukaryota; Fungi; Ascomycota; Sordariomycetes; Hypocreales; Hypocreaceae
Exons: 2
Coding region: 1-1290 (429 amino acids)
Source: RefSeq, a predicted model, not a curated record